Molecule: messenger RNA, 2838 nt
Organism: Fragaria vesca subsp. vesca
Lineage: Eukaryota; Viridiplantae; Streptophyta; Magnoliopsida; Rosales; Rosaceae
Product: DNA mismatch repair protein MSH2-like
Exons: 13
Coding region: 10-2838 (942 amino acids)
Biological process (GO): mitotic recombination; mismatch repair
Cellular component (GO): MutSalpha complex; nucleus
Molecular function (GO): ATP binding; ATP-dependent DNA damage sensor activity; mismatched DNA binding
Source: RefSeq, a predicted model, not a curated record
AGAUCAGCCAUGGAUCCCAAUUUCGAGGACCAGAGCAAGCUUCCGGAGCUUAAAUUAGAUGCCAAGCAAUCUCAAGGGUUUCUGUCAUUCUUCAAAACCCUCUCCCAUGACCCAAGAGCUAUCCGGUUGUUUGAUCGUCGGGACUACUAUACUGCUCAUGGUGAAAAUGCUACUUUCAUUGCAAAGACCUAUUAUCGUACCACCACUGCUCUCCGACAACUGGGUAAUGGAUCUGAUAGCCUUUCCAGUGUGAGUGUUAGUAAAAACAUGUUUGAAACAAUUGCCCGUGAUCUUCUACUGGAAAGAACAGAUCAUACUCUUGAGAUUUAUGAGGGUAGUGGCUCGAGUUGGAGACUAGUGAAAAGUGGAACGCCUGGAAAUCUUGGAAGUUUUGAAGACAUUUUAUUUGCAAACAAUGAGAUGCAGGAUACCCCAGUGGUUGUUGCACUGUUACCCAACUUCCGUGAAAAUGGUUGCACAGUGGGGUUAGGAUAUGUUGAUCUAACUAAACGGUCUCUUGGGAUAGCUGAAUUUCUUGAUGAUAGCCACUUUACAAAUUUGGAAUCAGCUUUAGUUGCACUUGGUUGCAAGGAAUGCCUUUUGCCCAUAGAGAGUGGAAAAACUGGUGAAAUCAGAGCUUUACAUGAUGCAUUGACUCGAUGUGGUGUGAUGUUAACUGAGAGGAAAAAGAGUGAAUUUAAGAUGAGGGAUUUGGUUCAGGAUCUCAGUCGGCUUGUCAAAGGAUCUAUUGAACCAGUUCGAGAUUUAGUUUCUGGAUUUGAGUUUGCGCCUGGUGCAUUGGGGGCAUUACUCUCUUAUGCAGAACUACUUGCUGAUGAGAGUAAUUAUGGAAACUAUAACAUCCAAAGAUAUAACCUUGAUAACUAUAUGAGGUUGGAUUCUGCUGCUAUGAGGGCACUUAAUAUCCUGGAAAGCAAAACUGAUGCAAACAAAAAUUUCAGCUUAUUUGGUCUUUUGAACAGAACCUGUACUGCUGGAAUGGGUAAACGAUUACUGCACAUGUGGCUAAAACAGCCUUUAUUAGAUGUGGAGGAAAUCAAUUCCAGGUUAGAUUUGGUACAAGCAUUUGUGGAGGAUCCUGCACUUCGCCAAGAUUUGAGGCAGCAUCUGAAACGUAUCUCAGACAUCGAACGACUGGUGCACAAUCUGGAAAAGAAAAGAGCUGGUUUGCAGCAUGUUGUUAAGCUUUAUCAGUCAUGUAUAAGGCUUCCAUACAUCAAAAGUGCGUUAGAGCGAUAUGAUGGAGAGUUUUCCUCUCUGAUCAAGGAAAAAUAUUUGGAUCCCCUUGAAUUGUGGACUGAUGAUGGCCACUUAAAUAAGUUCCUUGCUCUAGUGGAAGCUGCUGUUGACCUUGAUCAACUCGAGAAUGGAGAGUACUUGAUAGCAUCUAGUUAUGAUUCUGCUCUUUCUGCACUAAAGAAUGAGCAAGAGUCGCUGGCUCAGCAGAUACACAAUUUGCAUAAACAAACUGCUAAGGAUCUUGAUCUCUCUAUAGAUAAGGCAUUAAAGUUAGACAAAGGCACACAAUUCGGACAUGUCUUCAGAAUCACAAAGAAGGAAGAGCCAAAAAUAAGGAAAAAGCUUACAACACAAUUCAUUGUCCUGGAAACCCGAAAAGAUGGAGUGAAAUUUACUAAUACCAAGCUUAAAAAGUUGGGGGAUCAAUAUCAGAGAAUACUGGAAGAGUACAAAAGUUGUCAGAAAGAACUGGUCAGCCGAGUUGUUCACACUGUAUCUACUUUCUCAGAGGUGUUCUGUUCUGUAGCUGGCGCGCUUUCUGAAUUGGACGUCUUACUUAGUUUUGCUGAUUUGGCUUCUAGUUGUCCUACUCCUUAUACUAGGCCACACAUCACUCCAUCGGACGUGGGGGAUAUCAUACUAGAAGGGAGUAGACAUCCUUGUGUGGAGGCUCAGGACUGGGUCAAUUUUAUACCUAAUGAUUGUAAACUUGUAAGAGGAAAGAGUUGGUUCCAAAUCAUUACAGGGCCUAAUAUGGGUGGAAAAUCCACAUUUAUCCGGCAGGUUGGUGUGAUUAUUCUAAUGGCACAAGUUGGUUCUUUUGUUCCUUGUGAGAAAGCUAGCAUUUCUAUUCGUGAUUGCAUUUUUGCUCGAGUGGGUGCUGGUGAUUGCCAACUACGUGGAGUCUCUACCUUUAUGCAAGAAAUGCUUGAGACUGCAUCUAUACUGAAAGGAUCUACAGAUAAGUCACUGAUAAUCAUUGAUGAGUUAGGCCGAGGGACAUCAACUUAUGAUGGAUUUGGUUUGGCUUGGGCCAUUUGUGAGCACCUUGUUGAAGUGAUAAAUGCACCGACUUUGUUUGCGACCCACUUUCAUGAAUUGACCGCAUUAGCUCAAGAAAAUGCUGUUCAUGAGCCUAAUAUGAAGCAAGUUGCUGGUGUUGCAAACUAUCAUGUUAGUGCACAUAUUGACUCGUCAAGCCGCAAGUUGACUAUGCUGUACAAGGUCGAGCCAGGGGCAUGUGAUCAAAGUUUUGGUAUCCAGGUUGCAGAAUUUGCAAACUUUCCUGAAAGUGUUGUCUCCCUUGCUAGAGAAAAGGCUGCUGAAUUGGAGGAUUUCUCUCCUACUGCUAUCAUUCCAAAUGAUCCUAGAGAAGAGGUUGGUUCCAAGCGCAAGAGAGAAUAUGAUUCUGAUGACAUGUCCAGAGGAGCUGCUCUUGCGCGCAAGUUUCUAAAGGAGUUCUCUGAAAUGCCAUUAGAUACAAUGGAUGUACAGCAGGCUUUGCAAAUAGUUAACAAGAUGAAGGAUGACUUGCAAACGGAGGCAGUAAACAGCCAAUGGCUACAACAGUUUUUCUAG